UUCUUGAAUUUUAAAAUGGCCCCUAAUGUCACCACCACCACUACUGUGACCAAGACCACCUCUCUCUCAAAGGCUCCAAGCCUGUCAAGCCGUGCAUAUGUGACGUUCUUGGCAGGUAACGGGGACUAUUGGAAAGGAGUGGUGGGGUUGGCCAAAGGGUUGAGGAAGGUGAAGAGCAGUUACCCUCUUGUCGUUGCGAUUCUGCCAGACGUUCCUGAAGAGCACAGGAAGAUUCUGGUGGAUCAAGGUUGUAUUGUGAGAGAGAUCGAGCCUGUGUAUCCUCCUCAGAAUCAGACUCAGUUCGCCAUGGCUUAUUAUGUCAUCAACUACUCCAAGCUUCGUAUUUGGGAGUUUGUUGAGUACAGCAAGAUGAUAUAUCUGGAUGGUGACAUCCAAGUAUUUGAGAACAUAGAUCAUCUCUUUGACAUGGCUGAUGGUUAUUUCUACGCGGUGAUGGACUGUUUCUGUGAGAAAACAUGGAGUCACACUCCUCAAUACAAGAUUGGUUAUUGCCAACAGUGUCCUGACAAGGUGAACUGGCCAGCGGAGUUGGGUCCUAAACCUCCACUCUAUUUCAAUGCUGGCAUGUUUGUUUAUGAGCCCAGCUUGUCUACUUACGAAGAUCUCUUGAAAACCCUCGAAAUUACCCCUCCCACCCCCUUUGCUGAGCAGGACUUCUUGAACAUGUACUUCAAGGAUAUUUACAAGCCUAUUCCUCCAAUUUACAACCUUGUGUUGGCUUUGUUAUGGCGUCACCCGGAGAACAUUCAACUUGACCAAGUCAAAGUUGUUCACUACUGUGCUGCUGGGUCUAAGCCAUGGAGGUAUACUGGAAAAGAAGAGAACAUGGACAGGGAAGAUAUAAAGAUGCUAGUGAAGAACUGGUGGGAUAUAUUCGAUGAUGAAUCACUUGACUACAAGAACACUGCAGCAACGGGCGCAUGA
Molecule: messenger RNA, 945 nt
Organism: Pistacia vera
Lineage: Eukaryota; Viridiplantae; Streptophyta; Magnoliopsida; Sapindales; Anacardiaceae
Product: galactinol synthase 2
Exons: 4
Coding region: 16-945 (309 amino acids)
Molecular function (GO): glycosyltransferase activity
Source: RefSeq, a predicted model, not a curated record